AAGCUACUGGAGAACAUGCAACAUAUGCAGCAAGAGCUGAUCUCAAAUGGGUUGAGUUUCCCACUGUUGUGUAAAUCUAACGGUAAUAUUCCUGAAGGGAUGAAUUCACUGCACUGUGAGCUGGAACUUGCUCAGUCUUCUGAGAUUCUCAAGGCUGAAUGGACGUCCCUGGAUGAAACGCUGGAUCGUGAAGUGCUGCUUUUGCUUCAAGGACCUGAAUAUGCAGGAGAAAAAUUUAAGACUGUCAUGCACAACCUGCAAAAGGAAGCCUCUGGAGCAGAGGAGCUUGUCAUGACUGCUUUACAAUGGGUAAAAGACCCUGAUGUGAACAUGCAACAGGCUUGGGAAAGUAAACUUCUGGCUCUCAAGCAAGAACUAGGAGAAAAAAGACACCUUUGGAUCCAGAAACUUCAUCUCUUGGAAAAAUACAAAGAAUCCCUAGAUAAGGAUUUUAUUCAAAUGGCAGGCGAUUUGAGGAGAACCAAGACAGAGCAACUUCACCUAAGGAAAGAACUCUCUGCCAGGCAACGUGAGAUAGUAGCUGUCAAACAGUUACAAGAAGAAACUGCUGGCCAGGCAGAAGCCCUUGGUUUAGAGCUGCAAAAAGCUACAAAGCAACUUGAGGAUGCCAGUAAACAGGUGGAGGAUCAAAUUGAAGCAUUUCACACUGCUUGUGAGGAAGCUGCAUCCUCAAAAUGCAAGUUAGAGGAAGCCAUUUCUGAGCUGCAAAAACUCAAGGUUGUGAAUGCAGCUUUAAUGAGCACCUGCCAGUUGCUUCAAGAAAAGGUGGAGGACCAGAAAACAACUGCUAAUGCACUGAGAUGGGAACUGCUUCAAAGGCGAUUCUGUGAAUUGCUGUGUCAGUGCUGUGCAGAGUUAGAAUCUGAGUGUGGUCUGCUGCCCACAUCAGCUGAGCUGGUAAAAGGGAAGCAGCUCUACUGCUCUAAACAACUGUGGUGGAGUGAAGGGCCCACCUUGUGCACUGAACUUCCCAGGACACUGCCCUCGGAUAUUUCAUACCAGCACAGCACGCCUCUGCUAGAUGCUCUGACCUUGGAAACCUCACGCCCAAGGAACUUUCCUGUGCACGGCUGGGAUCAGCCUUGUAGGCAGAGCUCUGGCAGCCACGCGUCUGAAAGCUGUAGUCUGGGACACACGUCCAACUCCGAUGUGACAUCAGUGGGGAGCAAGUGGAAAAUAUACUCUGCUGGUAACUAUACUGAUGCAGACCUUCCUGUUUCCAUUACAAUGAUGGACGCUUCACUUACUGAGAUUAACGGUGCAGAGCCAACACUACCAGCCAGUCUGAUCCCAUCCAGUGAUCACUUAACUUCACCCCAAGAAGCUCUUACAUCGUCUUUGGAAAGCACUGUACCAGUAACAGGCUGCCUUGUUAUGGAGGAAAAAUCACCCAAGUGCUCACGUGAAAAAGAGGAUGUGCCAACUUCCGUAGCAAUGGAGAAAAACAACGAUAAGGAUCCGGCUGGUCCUGUGUCAGGAGUGGAUAUGACCAAGAAGCAAUUCUGCCCCGUGAAGGAAGAACAUAAAACAGCGUUUCAAAACGUUUUAAAGCAAGACCAGGAAGCGGACCUGGAAAAGAAAAAUAAUAAAGAGCAGAGUGAGGAAGCACCGGCCGUGGUUCCCAGUAGGAAAGGCAGUUCACCCACCACAGGUGGCAUUAAAGGGGAUAAAACAAAGCAAAAUGAGCCUGACUCUCCUAAUGAGAAAGAAGUGGAGGCUGAAUUUCUGAGGCUGUCAUUAGGUUUUAAAUGCGACUUGUUUACCUUGGACAAGAGAGUGAGGCUUGAAGAAAGGUCCCGAGACUUGGCUGAAGAAAACUUGAAAAAGGAGAUCACAAAUGCUCUAAAAAUGUUAGAGGCUUUAGUUCCUUUGUGUGAAGAAGAUAACCAAGCACAGGAGAUCAUUAAGAAGUUGCAGAAAAGCUUGCAGUUCCUUAGCCAGUACGCAGCCCGAGUCGCCAGUAGAGCAGAGAUGUUGGGAGCUAUUAAUCAGGAGAGCCGGGUCAGUAAGGCGGUGGAAGUAAUGAUUCAACAUGUGGAAAACCUGAAGCGCAUGUAUGCAAAGGAGCAUGCAGAACUUGAGGAGCUGAAACAGGUCCUGCUCCAGAAUGAGAGAUCCUUUAGUUCUCUUGGAGAUCGAGAUGAAUCUACGAAUAAAAAACUGCCAAAUUCUUUUAAGCCACCAGCAUCCCUACGAAGAGUCAGCAUUGCAACACUGCCUAGGAGUGCUGGAAAUGCAGGUAUUGGGUUGCCACUGGCCCAGCUCCAUGAACCUGAUGGAGAAGAAUGGAGUGAUAAAUUCAACAGGAGAUCAAGCAGCUGGGGGCGACUAGGAGCAAAGCAAAAUGAGAAGCGUCCUUCACUACAGCGGUUCAUUAGCACCUAUUCCUGGGCAGAGUAUGAAGAUGAACAUUCUGAAACAAAAAAUGAGCAGUCAGAAUCACCUGCUGAAGUACAAGAACAACCAUCCAGGAAGGAAAGUAUCUCUGAAAAAGGAAAAUAUCCAUCAAAAUGGAACCUAGAGUCAGUGUGCAAUUUAAUGUCAUCAUGGGCAUCCCACUUCAAGGCUUCUUUUUCCAAUGCUAACAAAACUCUCUGGGUUUCUGUUUCCAUCCUGGUCCUGCUUGCUGCUCUUACAAGCUUCCUCACUGGGCUGUCUCUUCAAAGACCAGCAGACGCAGCACCUGUAGGAACUGGGGACUCCUGGACUUCACUACAGCAACUGUUGUGGCCAUAUACAGGACUUCAACACAAUGGACCACCCCCAGUAUAACAAAGGUUCUGACUCUUGAAGUUAUACUUACAAGUUCUGGACGACAGUAUGAGAAGCUAAGAUAGUAUAUUUAAGAUUACAUGUUCAGGUUUGUUUUGUUGGGUUGUGGGUGCUUUUUGGGGAGAUUGGGUUUUUUUGUUUGUUCGCUUUUUUUGAAAGCAUGACUUGAAAUUGAAAUUAUUUUUUCUUCCCCAUUCUGACAAGUAAUCUUUAAAAGUACCUAAAAGGGUCUCAGUUCCAUUCAGGUUUACAACAAAACAGUGAUUUUGAAUGUAGCUAACAAUAAACACGACUAAGUGGUCUAGCCACAAAAGAAUAAAGAACUUAGUUUGCUUUAACAAAAACAAAUUGUUUGCAUUUUAGUCACUGAAACUGCUUCAGUGAUUUGAAUAGAAAAGGAUUCAAGACUUUAAAUGUAACUUUAUUGAAAGCUUUUGAUAAUAAAGUCUUAAAGGAAAGCAUACAGUA
This is a messenger RNA of Falco peregrinus (peregrine falcon), 3261 nucleotides long. RefSeq names its product inositol 1,4,5-triphosphate receptor associated 2 (gene IRAG2). Lineage: Eukaryota; Metazoa; Chordata; Aves; Falconiformes; Falconidae. Gene Ontology annotation, cellular component: endoplasmic reticulum membrane. The transcript is spliced from 28 exons. The record is from RefSeq and is a predicted model, not a curated record. The coding region runs from base 16 to 2793 and encodes 925 amino acids.